Molecule: messenger RNA, 444 nt
Organism: Salvia splendens (bonfire salvia)
Lineage: Eukaryota; Viridiplantae; Streptophyta; Magnoliopsida; Lamiales; Lamiaceae
Exons: 1
Coding region: 1-444 (147 amino acids)
Source: RefSeq, a predicted model, not a curated record
AUGAAUCCGUCGCCGUCGUCCACUUUCUUCCUGAUCUGCACGCUCCACGCGGCCGCCGCCGCCACGUGCGGCGUCCUGAUCAUGUUCUACCUGCGGGAGAUCACGGAGCUCGGGCACGGCGCGGCGACGGCGAGGUCGAUGCUCGGCUCGACGCCGCACGACCAGCUGGUGCUGCUCGUGUCGAAUUCGUUUGCGGGGCUGCUGCUGGUGGUGAUCGGGUGCCUGGUCUUCAUGGCGGGGAUGGUGAAGGACCGGGAGUUCCAGGGGCUCUUCGCGAAGGGGUGCGUGGGGCUGCACCUGGCGAUGGCGGUGUGGAGGGUUUGGUUCGAGCGGAGGUUGGAGGUUUUGGCGCGGGAUUGGCCGAGGCAGGUUGUUGGCGACGUCGUGCUGGCGCUCUCUUGGGUUUUCUUUCUGGUUUACACGUGGAGAGAUAAGUAUGAUUAG